Messenger RNA from Xenopus laevis (African clawed frog), 3335 nucleotides. RefSeq names its product phosphatidylinositol-4,5-bisphosphate 4-phosphatase 1 L homeolog (gene pip4p1.L). Lineage: Eukaryota; Metazoa; Chordata; Amphibia; Anura; Pipidae. Gene Ontology annotation, biological process: phosphatidylinositol dephosphorylation. The record is from RefSeq and is marked provisional. Gene Ontology annotation, cellular component: plasma membrane; lysosomal membrane; phagocytic vesicle membrane. Gene Ontology annotation, molecular function: phosphatidylinositol-4,5-bisphosphate 4-phosphatase activity.
GGAGAAAGCAGCAGUAGAAUCGUAGUCGCCGGUGCUAAGCGGGAGCGCUGGAUAUGGCGGAUGGAGAGCGCUCCCCGCUUCUGUCGGACCUUGGUGAUGGAGGAGGCAUGGGAGCAGCGAUGGGUCCUGGGGCCCCUUCCCCGGGGAGUGCGCUCCCCACUGCUCCGCCGUAUGGUGGCCCUGGCCCCGCCUCUAAUAAGCCGCAAGGCUUCCCAGAGUUCCCAGCUGCUCAUGGCUCCGUUAUUACAGGAGAAGACCCUCCUCCAUAUUCCCCUUUGACAAGUCCAGAAAGUGGCUCUGCACCCAUGAUCACCUGCAGAGUCUGCCAGUCACUUAUUAAUGUGGAAGGAAAAAUGCACCAACAUGUGGUUAAGUGUGGUGUCUGCAAUGAGGCUACGCCAAUAAAAAAUGCCCCUCAAGGGAAGAAAUAUGUUCGUUGUCCCUGCAACUGUCUUCUAAUAUGUAAAGUGACAUCCCAGAGGAUAGCUUGCCCCAGACCCUACUGUAAGAGAAUUAUAAACCUUGGCCCUGUACAUGCUGGUCCCCUGAGUCCGGAACCACAGCCGGUUGGUGUGAGAGUCAUUUGUGGACACUGCAAGAACAAUUUUCUGUGGACAGAAUUUUCAGAUCGGACCUUAGCUCGCUGCCCACACUGCCGUAAGGUUUCUUCAAUUGGCAUGCGGUAUCCGCGAAAGAGAUGUUUCUGUUGUUUCUUGUUGGGAGUUUUGCUGGCUCUGGCUGCUGCAGGACUUGUUGGAGGAACUUGGACUUUGGCAUACAAAUAUGGUGGGAUCUAUGCCUCUUGGGCAAUUCUGCUGCUCCUAGCACUGGCAUGUAUUGGCCGUGGUAUCUACUGGGCUUGUAUGCGUGUCAGUCACCCUGUCCAGAGCUUCUCAUGAGCACAGGACCUUCCUCAUUCAGCUUCCCCAAAAUGGCCAAGAUGACAAGUAAUCGCUGGAAGGCACAGGAUGGCGAGAGAGCAGUGGCUCACAACUAAUUGGGGGGGAAUACCUGCUGCAUUAUAAUGCAGUUAUGAUUAUGGUUCCGCAGUCCUAAAUCACCUGCCUCUCUAUUCUGACAAUACAGGGCUAAAAAUACUUUUCCUUGUAUACACUACUGAAAUCAUGCAGGUUGUAGAAACACUACACGAUUUGCUUUAUAUAGCAAAUCCAGGACAAUGUUUACUUUGAGGAACCGCAUAUUGGGGAGUGCUCAAUGUGUCACUAAAUUUGGUGAAUUUAUUUAAAUUCAGAGCAGGACACCUACCUGUAAGGCUGGCUUGCAGGCAGGUUGGCAUGUUGAAAGUAAGGCAAUGUAUAGGCUUGUUUUGUGUUUUUACCUUUUUACGGUUUGUUGAGAUAAAGGCUUUUGCUGUAGUCCCUGAGAAAUUCGAGGAAAGCCUUUCUUCUGCAGCCUGACUAAAGCUGGCCAUAGACGCAAAGAUCCCAUCAUACUAAUCCUCAAUUCGUACAAUUUUCGGACCGCUUGUAGAGAGUCCCGACAUUUUUCGCCCCAUGUCGAUCGGUCGUUUGGUCGAUCGGACAGGUUAAAAGAUUUCUGUCGGCUGCUGAUAAUAUCUCUGCGUGUAUUGCCCAAUUGUACGAUUUUCAGAGGGAGACUGUCACUAGCUUUGUCGGACAUAAAGUCUCGUACGAUUGCUGUUAGGGGCGGAUCUGUUCUUGAUCUGUUCUUUUACUACUUUAUUUAAACUGAAGUUUAGCGACAGGUCGGGAGAUUGGGAAGUCUGGUCGUUCGAGGAUUCGAACAAACGGAUCUUUGCAUCUAUGGCCAGCUUUAGGGGAAGCAGCACUCAAAACCCUGCUCACAUAAAAGAGACCUGUUUCUUAUCCCUUUAGGAAGAAAAUUACCUCAUCCCCUUAAAAUGUAUGGUAAUGUGCUGGAAAAGUGGUAUGACAGUGUCUCUUACAACCAACCCCAAACUCAAAUUCCUGUUGCAUUUUCAUUUGAGUAUAAUGUUAAUAACCCUAAAUGUACAUUCCUUCCUGCUCAUCCUUUAAUCAUAUUAAUGAAUGGCUACAUAUGCCCAUGAUAUUUUUCCCCUUAUGUUUGCUGCAUCUAGGACAAUAUAAAGAAAUGGCAAUUCCAAUCAUGAACAGCGCCACAAUAUUAAUAAGUAAGCACCCUGAAUUCUCCUCAGUUCUAGGACCUGAUGCUUUAUUGCACAGCUCUAUUCAACCAGUAGCGACUAACAGUGUUUUGCAGACAAAAAAUUCAGAUGAACCAUUUGGAAUGAAAGGGCAUGGUAUACAAUAAAAACCGAUCUACAUAUCUAUUAAAAGGGAACAGUCACAGAAAAAAUAAUCCUAUCACCUGUCUGUUGGUAGAUGUAAGAGUAUAUUAGAGAAGUUAGCAGAGAAAGUCCUUGCUUUGCAAAACUUGUACGUGGAAAUGCAGCUAUGAAUUAAGAGGCGAAUGUUGCUUUUGCUCACAUUGUGGGCGAUAUCCAUAUUUCAACUUAGAGGGGAACUAUCACAAAAAUAAAUUUAAUAUAAGUUUCAGUUUACUGAAAUACGAAGGUUUCUGAAUGUAAUCAAUUAAAAAUUCUGUACCAUUUCUUUCAUAGUUCAUCUUCACUAUCCCUCUCUCAGCAUCUGUUUCUCUUCAUUCUCUCUUCAUGCAGCAGUUGGGUGUCAGAUAUUCAUUUACAGUUAGAUCCAAUAUAUCUUAUAGGGGGAUCCUUAUGCCUAGAAUUUGUAUUAGAGCUCACUAUUAAAUCACCUGAAAUCCUGUCUCUCUACAUGCAGGAUUUGUGCAAAAGGCAGUUAUUUUGUUAGAUUUUGUUUGUACUGGAAUCAGUUAUUUGAGUGAGCUCUAAUUCAUCUGCUAGGAAAGGAAGCCCCCCUAUAAGAUAUAUUGGAUCGAACUGCUGAUGCCCAACUGCUGCAAGACAGGGACAGUGAAUAUUAACUUGAUUAUUUCAGAAACGAUGCAGAAUAUUGAAUUGAUCGUAUUUAGAAAGUUUCUUAUUUCAGUAUGAUGAAGCUUAUAUUACAUUUUCACAAUAGUUCCCCUUUAAAAUCCACCCAAAUUAGCACGAACGAGGCACAAAUACGGUUCAGCUGAGCCUUAAGUGGUACUUUGGGUUUUAUUGUCAUUAAGUAGAAAAGCUGCAAAAGUAACAUUUCAAGAUUUGCACUAUCCUCGCUUUGUCAGACAUGAGUUACAGAAUAUUCUUCUGUCCAGUAAAUCUUACAUAAUAAUGGGGUGAAUGCCUUCUUAAGAUAUUUUAGCAGAUUGGUGUUUUCUACACGUUGAGCUGGACUGGGGUUUAUCAUGAGUCCCCCUAGUUUUGUGUAUGUAAAAAAAAAAAAAAA